Messenger RNA from Castor canadensis (American beaver), 3277 nucleotides. RefSeq names its product myosin IG (gene Myo1g). The record is from RefSeq and is a predicted model, not a curated record. Lineage: Eukaryota; Metazoa; Chordata; Mammalia; Rodentia; Castoridae. Gene Ontology annotation, molecular function: actin filament binding; microfilament motor activity; ATP binding. Gene Ontology annotation, biological process: endocytosis; actin filament-based movement; actin filament organization. Gene Ontology annotation, cellular component: myosin complex; microvillus; actin cytoskeleton.
UACUUCACCGCAGAGCUGCAGGAGGAGUCUGGCUGGGGCUGGGCCUCCCCUGGCCUCCCCUCCCCUCUGCUUCUUGUACAGAAAGAAAGGUCAGGGCUCCUGGCCUGGGUGUUUGCAGUGGGCAGGAUGGAGGAUGAGGAAGGCCCCGAGUAUGGCAAGCCUGACUUUGUGCUCUUAGACCAAGUGACCAUGGAGGAAUUCAUGAAGAACCUUCGGCUCAGGUUUGAAAAGGACCGUAUCUACACCUACAUUGGCGAAGUGCUAGUGUCCGUGAACCCGUACCAGGAGCUCCCCUUAUACGGUCCCGAGGCCAUCGCCAGGUAUCAAGGUCGUGAGCUCUAUGAGCGGCCACCCCACCUCUAUGCUGUGGCCAAUGCCGCCUACAAUGCCAUGAAGCGUAGAGCCAGGGACACCUGCAUUGUCAUCUCAGGGGAGAGUGGCGCGGGGAAAACAGAAGCCAGCAAGCACAUCAUGCAGUACAUCGCAGCGGUCACCAAUCCUAGCCAGAGGGCAGAGGUGGAGAGGGUCAAGGAUGUUCUACUCAAGUCCACCUGUGUACUGGAGGCCUUCGGCAAUGCCCGCACCAACCGUAAUCACAACUCGAGCCGCUUCGGCAAGUACAUGGACAUCAACUUUGACUUCAAGGGGGAUCCUGUUGGAGGGCACAUCCACAGCUACCUGCUGGAGAAGUCUAGGGUCCUCAAGCAGCAUGUGGGUGAGAGGAACUUCCAUGCCUUCUACCAGUUGCUUAGGGGCAGUGAGGACCAGGAGCUGCAAGGACUGCACCUGGAGAGAAACCCUGCUCUGUAUAAUUUCACACGCCAAGGAGCUGGGCUCAAUAUGGGUGUGCACAACUCCAUGGACAGUGAUGAGAAGAGCCAUCGGGCAGUGACCGAGGCCAUGAAGGUCAUCGGCUUCAGUCCUGAGGAGGUGGAUUCUGUACAUCGCAUCCUGGCUGCUAUAUUGCACCUGGGAAACAUUGAGUUUGUAGAAACAGAGGAAGAUGGGCCACAGAAGGGAGGCAUAGCUGUGGCCGAGGAGACGCUGGUGGGCCACGUGGCAGAGCUGACAGCCACGCCUCAGGACCUCGUGCUCCGUUCCCUGCUGGCCCGCACUGUGGCCUCAGGUGGCCGAGAGCUCAUAGAGAAAGGCCACACUGUGGCCGAGGCCAGCUAUGCCAGGGAUGCCUGUGCCAAGGCAGUGUACCAGCGGCUGUUUGAGUGGGUAGUGGACAGAAUCAAUGGUAUCAUGGAAGCCAGGGACCGAGACCCUCGGCGCGACGGCAAGGACACAGUCAUUGGUGUGCUGGACAUCUAUGGCUUUGAGGUGUUCCCUGUCAAUAGCUUCGAACAGUUCUGCAUCAACUAUUGCAACGAGAAACUGCAGCAGCUCUUCAUCCGACUCAUCCUGAAACAGGAGCAGGAGGAGUACGAACGAGAGGGCAUCACCUGGCAGAGCGUCGAAUACUUCAACAAUGCGGCUAUCGUAGAGCUGGUGGAGCGGCCCCACCGAGGUAUCCUGGCUAUACUGGACGAGGCCUGCAGCACCGCGGGCCCCAUCACUGACCGCAUCUUCCUGCAGACCCUGGACACGCACCACCGCCACCACCCGCACUACUCCAGCCGCCAGCUCUGCCCUACUGACAAGACCAUGGAGUUUGGACGGGACUUCAGGAUCAAGCACUAUGCAGGAGAUGUCACGUACUCUGUAGAGGGCUUCAUUGACAAGAACAGAGACUCCCUCUUUCAGGACUUCAAACGACUGCUAUACAACAGCAAGGAUCCCACCUUGCAAGCGAUGUGGCCAGAUGGGCAGCAGGACAUCACUGAGGUGACCAAGCGCCCCCUGACAGCUGGUACACUCUUCAAGAACUCCAUGGUGGCCCUGGUGGAAAACCUGGCUUCCAAGGAGCCCUUCUACGUCCGCUGCAUCAAGCCCAACGAGGACAAGGAGGCCGGACGGCUGGAGGAAGGCCACUGUCGCCACCAGGUGUCAUACCUGGGGCUGCUGGAGAAUGUGAGAGUUCGCAGGGCUGGCUUUGCCUCUCGCCAGCCCUACCCUCGGUUCUUGCUCAGGUACAAAAUGACCUGUGAGUACACGUGGCCCAACCACCUGCUGGGCUCUGACAAGGCAGCCGUGAGCGCCCUCCUGGAGCAGCACGGGCUGCAGGGGGACGUGGCCUUUGGCCACAGCAAGCUGUUCAUCCGCUCGCCCCGGACGCUGGUCGCGCUGGAGCAGAGUCGAGCCCGCCUCAUCCCCAUCAUUGUGCUGCUGCUGCAGAAGGCAUGGCGCGGCACCCUAGCCAGGUGGCACUGCCGGAGGCUGCGAGCCAUCUACACCAUCAUGCGCUGGUUCCGGAGGCACAAGGUGCGAGCCCACCUGGCUGAGCUGCAACGACGGUUCCAGGCUGCACGCCAGCCCCCCCUCUAUGGCCGUGACCUCGAGUGGCCACCGCCCCCUGCUGUGCUGCAGCCCUUCCAGGACACCUGCCACAUGCUCUUCUGCAGGUGGCGGGCCUGGCAGCUAGUGAAGAACAUCCCUCCUUCAGACAUGGUCCAGAUCAAGGCUAAGGUGGCUGCCAUGGGGGCCCUGCAGGGGCUGCGCCAGGACUGGGGCUGCCAGCGAGCCUGGGCCCGAGAUUAUCUGUCCUCUGAAACUGACAACUCCACAGCUUCAGUCCUGUUUGCUGAGCGACUCAAGGCACUUCGGGAGAAGGAUGGCUUUGAGGCUGUGCUCUUCUCUGGCCAUGUCCGCAAGGUGAACCGCUUUCGAAAGAGCCGGGACCGGGCCCUCCUGCUCACAGACCGGUUUCUCUACAAGCUGGAGCCUGGCCGGCAGUACCGAGUGAUGCGGGCUGUGCCCCUGGAAGCGGUGACUGGGCUGAGUGUGACCAGUGGACUGGACCAGCUGGUGGUGCUGCACGCCCGGGGCCAGGAUGACCUGGUGGUGUGUCUACACCGCUCCCAGCCGCCACUGGACAAUCGUAUCGGCGAAUUGGUGGGCAUGCUGGCUGCACACUUCCAAGGGGAGGGUCGAACCCUGCAGGUCCGUGUCUCCGACUGCAUCCAGCUGAGCCAGCGUGGUACCCGCCGCCUUGUCUCCGUGGAGCCCAGGCCGGAGCAGCCCGAACCCGAUUUCCGCUGCAACCGAGGUGCCUUCACCCUCCUAUGGCCGAGCCACUGAGCCAGCCUGUUCUGGCUCCAUGCACUUCUGCAUACCUGGCUGGCCCUGGGCACAUGGAUGGCCGGGGCAGCACACAAUAAAGAUACUUGUCUGU